Molecule: messenger RNA, 4126 nt
Organism: Tachysurus vachellii
Lineage: Eukaryota; Metazoa; Chordata; Actinopteri; Siluriformes; Bagridae
Gene: gk5
Product: glycerol kinase 5
Exons: 18
Coding region: 1103-2707 (534 amino acids)
Biological process (GO): glycerol metabolic process; triglyceride metabolic process; glycerol-3-phosphate biosynthetic process
Cellular component (GO): mitochondrion
Molecular function (GO): glycerol kinase activity
Source: RefSeq, a predicted model, not a curated record
UUUUUUGUCAGUUUUUAGUAAGACGGCGGUUUAAUAAUAAAAACGUUUCCAUGCGCCACAUUUUGACCAAAACAAGAUUAAUCCUCUGAUUUGAGCUGUUUUGUGACCAAGACGCUGCGCGCGCACACUGUGUGUCAGCUGAGGAGAAAGUUGUCAGGAACAGAAACUAUGAACGUGCCUGAGUGUGAUGGAAUAUCCCGUUUUCUUUAAGAGGUUCCAGCACACGAGCCCCGCGCCCAGAUCUCAACCAAUCAGCUUCUAGUGACUGUUAUCCGCGUGCGCCCAGAUCUCAACCAAUCAGCUUCUAGUGACUGUUAUCCGCGUGCGCCCAGAUCCCAACCAAUCAGCUUCCGGAGGAUCCUGAUGUUUUGUGUGUGGAGUAAAAGUCUAGAAGUGCAGAAGUGUGAGAGACAGAAGAAGAUCAACUCUGACAACAUUGCAAUUUAUCUGGCGUUAUAUCGGAGCCAUGAGAUUUAAGUUCUGCUUCUCGAUUCUGUGAGUGUGUGUGUGUGUGUGUGAGAGAGAGAGAGAGAGAGAGAGAGUGUGUGUGUGUGUGUGUGAGAGAGAGACUGUGUGUGUGUGUGUGAGAGAGACAGUGUGUGUGUGUGUGUGUGUGUGUGUGUGUGUGUGUGUGUGUGUGUGAGAGAGAGAGUGUGUGUGUGUGUGUGAGAGAGAGAGUGUGUGUGUGUGUGUGAGAGAGAGACUGUGUGUGUGUGUGUGUGAGAGAGACAGUGUGUGUGUGUGUGUGUGAGAGAGAGACAGUGUGUGUGUGUGUGAGAGAGACAGUGUGUGUGUGUGUGUGUGAGAGAGACAGUGUGUGUGUGUGAGAGAGACAGUGUGUGUGAGAGUGUGAGUGUGAGAGACUGAGUGUGUGAGAGAGAGUGUGUGUGUGUGUGUGAGAGAGAGACUGUGUGUGUGUGAGAGAGACAGUGUGUGUGUGUGAGAGAGACAGUGUGUGUGUGUGUGUGUGUGUGUGUGUGUGUGUGAGAGAGACAGUGUGUGUGAGAGUGUGUGUGUGAGUGUGAGAGACAGUGUGUGUGUGUGAGAGAGUGUGUGUGUGAGAGAGAAAGUGUGUGUGUGUGUGUGAGAGAGAGAGUGUGUUAUGGGAACUCUGAGAAACGGUUGGACGAAGAGAGAGAGCUUUAUUCUCUCUGUAGAUGUAGGCACGACCUCUGUGAGGUGCCAUGUUUAUGAUAAACACACUAACAUCCGGGGAUCCUGCAGCCGAAAGGUACCUCUGCAGUACCCAGAGCAUGGGUGGGUGGAGAUGGACCCGGAGGAUCUGUGGCAGAACUUUAUCAGUGUGGUGAAAGGAGCGGUACAAGACUCUGGUUUACAGAUGAGUCAGAUGGAGGCAUUAGGUAUUUCAACUCAGAGAGCCACUUUCACUACCUGGCACAGGAGGACGGGGAAACCGUUUCAUAACUUCAUCGGCUGGCAGGACCUGAGGGCAGCUGAGAUGGUGAAGUCCUGGAACAACUCGUGCACCAUGAAGGCAGUGCAUGGUGUAAUGAAGAUGCUGCACUUCCUCAGCAGACAGAAGCGUUUCCUUGCAGGGAGUUUGGUGGUCUUCACACCACAGCAUGUCUCCAUGCGUCUGUCCUGGGCUUUACAGCACAUCCCCCAGCUGAAGCAAGCAGUUGAUGAAGGAACUUGUUGUUUUGGGACCAUUGACACGUGGCUGCUUUAUAAACUUACUAAAGGUUUGGUCCAUGCUACAGAUUAUUCCAAUGCCAGCUCGACUGCCAUCUUUGAUUCCUAUCAGAUGUGUUGGAGUGUGUUUCUGUGUUCUCUCCUCUCUCUACCUCUCUCCAUUCUCCCCACAGUGUACAACACUAGUCAUCAUUUUGGUUCCUCUGAUCCUGAUAUCUUCGGGGUUUCUAUCCCAAUCAUGUCAGUUAUGGCGGAUCAGCAGGCAGCCAUGUUUGGUGAGUGCUGCUUUGAUACUGGUGAUGUAAAGAUUACUAUGGGAACAGGAACCUUUAUGGACAUCAACACAGGGAACAAACCACACACUUCUGUAUCAGGCCUGUAUCCUCUGGUGGGCUGGAAAAUUGGCCCUGAUGUUGUGUAUCUUGCUGAAGGAAACGCUGCAGACACAGGAACCGCCAUCGGAUGGGCUCAGGAGAUUGAACUGUUUACAGAUUUAAAGGAGACCUCCACCAUGGCCAGCAGUGUGAGCGACUCUGAUGGAGUGUGUUUUGUUCCUUCUUUCAGCGGCUUACAGGCUCCAUUAAAUGACCCUAAAGCAUGUGCAGCGUUCAUGGGUCUGAAACCAUCCACUACUAAGAGUCACCUGGUGCGUGCCAUUUUAGAGUCUAUUGCCUUCAGAAAUAAGCAGCUGUUUGAUGUGAUGUGUCGGGAAACUCGGAUCCCCAUCACUAAAAUCAGGGCAGACGGCGGCGUGUGUAUGAACGACUUCGUCAUGCAGUUAAGCGCAGACCUGCUGGGGUGUAAAAUCUCACGGCCCACACAAUUCGAAAUGUCGUGUCUUGGGGCGGCGUUCGUGGCCGGGUUAGGAGUCGGUUUCUGGAAGAGUAAAGAGGAGCUGAAGAAACUGCAGAUGACUGAGAAGCUUUUCAUUCCACAGAGUGUUAAAGGAGAUGGAGGUGGCAGUGUCAGGGGUGGUGGUGUGUAUAAACCAGUCCUGCAGAUGUGGGAACAGGCCCUGCAGCGCUCCAUGAACUGGUACAGCCAAACGUCAUAACACACACACUCAUACACGCACACACACACACACUGUGCCUGACGGUCAGAGUUCAGCCAUGUUGUUUACUCUGACACACUGCCAUUACAUCUAUUUACAACCUGCCACAACGAUGAUGAUGAUGAUGAUGAUGAUGAUGAAGAGCCAUGUACUAUCUACUCUGACGUGCCUUAAAUGUAACACGCCUCUGACAUCGGCCAUCUUAAACUUUUAUUCAUUUUGUAUAUUUACGACUCCAUGUUUUUACUCUCAUACACUUUAAUUACAUCCCCAAUGAAGGAUACAGAUAGCAAAACGUUGAUUUAUGAGGACUAAAGAUUUAAAUCUUAAUUAAAGGUUUUUUUGUUUUUUUUUUCUGUCAGAAAUGUACUUACUGUUGUACUUAUUAGCAACAAAAUGAUCCAGACCUGAAAUGAGAAGGGAAUAAAAAUGUGCUUGUGUUCAGCUGUAACGUGUAAUGUGCAUUCCUGUCGCAGCUCAUUUGCAUAUAGCGACGCCCACAAAACUCUAUAAAAGGUCAAGUGUAAGAUCACAGAGAGCUGAAAUGAAUGCUCAGGGUUUAAACUGAACCAAAAACAGAAGUGGAAGGAAAUUAUAUAUAUUUAAUUACUAUUGAUGAUGAUGAUAAUAAUAAUAAUAAUAAGCACAUGCCACCAUAAGCACAUGCCUCCAUCAGCACAGGAGUGUGUUUACGUCGUUCGGCUCUGUGCAGACAGACAGCGAGCCGUCCUCUGUUUAUACACAUCGUUAGUUUUAUCAGAACUGAAUGAUUAGUUUUAAUUUAUAGGUGUGUGUCAGAUCGCAUUCCUUAUUAGUUAUUAUUGUUUUCACUAAACGUUGUGGAUGAAGCGAGUGAAGCAGCUUGACGACGUGUUUCUGAAGGAGACUCUAAAGUUCUUCUGUACGUCUGUGGAGACUGGAGAUGGACGUCUACUAAACACUGUGGACAUCGUAGUAAUAAACCUGACACUGUAAUCGGGAUUGUAACGGUGCAGUCGGUAGGUUGAGGUUUAUAUGACUUAGACUUUUAAUGUGUACGAUCGUUUUUUUUUUUUUUGUUUUUUUUUAAAUUAACAGAUUUUCAUGAAUAAUAAAUUUCUUGUUUAAACACUCGAUCAAUUUAUUCAUGAAUGAGUCUGUUAAUAUCCAGCUCGCUAAAUGAGGCCCAAUAAAGUGUUACACUAAUAUCCUAAAGACAAAAAUAUUCACAUCAUCAGGAAAUUAUAUUUCUGUGCCUUUUUUUUAUCACAUUUUGUAAUUUAAAAUUUUGUUAGUUUUGAGUAUUAAAACUAACUGUAUUUUCUUCCACAAUUUAGUUCAGUUUAAAACACAGCUGUGAUCAUCAGAUUGGAUAAGAAUUGUGUUUUGUGUAAUUUAACAUGAAGCAAUAAAGAGGAAAAACGUUGUGUUUUGAUUCAG